AUGGCCGAGACAUUUUUGACUACAGGACGCAAGAUUGUAGCUAUUGGCAGAAACUAUAGUGAACAUGCCAAAGAAUUGAACAAUGCAGUGCCCGAAACACCCUUCUUCUUUUUGAAACCUACCAGUUCUUAUUUGGAGAACGGUGGUGAUAUUGAAUUGCCACAGGGAUGCGAAGUUCACCAUGAAAUCGAGUUAGCUGUGGUUAUCGGCAAGGAUGGUAGAAACAUCUCAGCGGCCAAUGCUGAUGAAUACAUCGGUGGGUAUGCAUUGGCAAUUGAUUUAACUGCUAGAGAUCUCCAGUUGGCGGCUAAAAAGAAGGGUUUGCCUUGGUCUGCUUCCAAGGGGUUUGAUACAUUUACACCCAUCAGGUAA
Messenger RNA from Mucor velutinosus, 372 nucleotides. RefSeq names its product Structural maintenance of chromosomes protein 3 (gene SMC3). Gene Ontology annotation, cellular component: mitochondrion. The record is from RefSeq and is a predicted model, not a curated record. The coding region runs from base 1 to 372 and encodes 123 amino acids. Gene Ontology annotation, molecular function: acetylpyruvate hydrolase activity. The transcript has 5 exons. Lineage: Eukaryota; Fungi; Mucoromycota; Mucoromycetes; Mucorales; Mucoraceae.